GCCGCCCCCUGCCGUUCCCGGAGCAGCAAGAUGGCGGACACAAUGAGGAGGACCCGCCUCUCCGCGGCCUGAGCAGGCCGAGCCGAGCCGGAGAGCGCCGCCCGCCUCGGCCCGCCGCCCCUCCCUGCUUUCUGCCGCUCCCCGCCGUCCCGCGACGCCUUUCCCGUCCGCUCCCGCCGCCGCCCGGAGCCCCGCCCGGCUCCCCUCAGCGCCACCGCCGCCGCCCUCGGCGCGGCCCGGCCCGGCGGCGGGAUGAAGCUGACGGAUAACGUGCUGCGGAGCUUCCGCGUGGCCAAGGUCUUCCGCGAAAACUCGGACAAGAUCAACUGUUUCGACUUCAGCCCCAAUGGCGAGACCGUCAUCUCCAGCAGCGACGACGACUCCAUCGUUCUCUAUGACUGCCAGGAGGGCAAGCCAAAGAGAACACUGUACAGUAAGAAGUACGGAGUGGACCUCAUCAGGUACACGCAUGCUGCCAAUACUGUUGUGUACAGCUCCAACAAAAUAGAUGACACAAUCCGAUACCUCUCCCUGCAUGACAACAAAUACAUUCGGUAUUUCCCGGGGCAUACCAAAAGAGUGGUUGCUCUUUCGAUGUCUCCAGUGGAUGAUACUUUCAUUUCUGGGUCCCUAGAUAAAACUAUUCGACUUUGGGAUCUCCGCUCUCCAAAUUGCCAGGGGUUAAUGCAUCUCCAGGGGAAGCCUGUGUGUUCUUUUGACCCGGAAGGGUUGAUUUUUGCUGCGGGAGUCAAUUCUGAAAUGGUGAAGCUUUAUGACCUCCGUUCUUUUGACAAGGGGCCGUUUGCUACGUUUAAGAUGCAGUACGAUCGAACGUGUGAGUGGACAGGCCUGAAGUUCAGCAACGAUGGCAAACUCAUCCUCAUAUCAACUAACGGAGGCUUCAUUCGACUGAUUGAUGCCUUUAAAGGAGCCAUCCUGCAUACAUUUGGGGGUUAUAACAAUAGUAAGGCUGUCACGCUGGAGGCAUCAUUCACACCAGACUCUCAGUUCAUCAUGAUAGGUUCAGAGGAUGGGAAGAUUCAUGUUUGGAAUGGGGAGAGUGGGAUGAAGGUGGCUGUGCUGGAUGGGAAACACACAGGUCCUAUAACCUGUCUGCAGUUCAAUCCAAAAUUCAUGACUUUUGCUAGCGCAUGUUCCAAUAUGGCCUUUUGGUUGCCAACCAUCGAUGACUAAUUCCUACGCUGCAGCUGCUGUUGGAUGAUUUCCAUACUGCUAACAGCAGCACAUCACUGCAAGCAUAGUAUUGGAAUUGCCUAGGUCUCCUGGACUCUAUUCCUGCACAUGCCUUCAUGUCUUACCUUUAUUUGGUGCAUUCCUUUGCAAGGACUCCGGGGCUCAGCCUCCUGGCAUGUUCCAAAGUGGCAUGCUACACGUCCUUACCUUACAGUCUGUGCCCAGCAGGCUUCAGCUGAAAUUGGAACUGACUGACACAGUGUUAUUUCUGAGAGCAGUGAAAUCUGUUUUAAUUACAAAAUGUUUGUGGCAUUUUUUGAAGCUGUAAUUGUGUUUUUCCUUCUGUAAGUGCACAAGGUGGUUGAUGCUCCAAGGUGGAAUGUGCAGUUCCUUCCCAUAAGUGCAUGUUUCUCACAUUUGGGAUCUUCCUGCUUUCACUGCAGUCCACAGAUGCAAAGUUACUUGUGUGCCAAAUGUGAACACUG
This is a messenger RNA of Dryobates pubescens (Downy woodpecker), 1679 nucleotides long. RefSeq names its product WD repeat domain 82 (gene WDR82). Gene Ontology annotation, cellular component: Set1C/COMPASS complex. NCBI's taxonomy places the organism in Eukaryota, Metazoa, Chordata, Aves, Piciformes, Picidae. The transcript has 9 exons. Bases 253 to 1194 code for a protein of 313 amino acids. The record is from RefSeq and is a predicted model, not a curated record. Gene Ontology annotation, molecular function: chromatin binding; protein binding.